Molecule: messenger RNA, 2471 nt
Organism: Anopheles coustani
Lineage: Eukaryota; Metazoa; Arthropoda; Insecta; Diptera; Culicidae
Gene: okr
Product: DNA repair and recombination protein RAD54-like
Exons: 4
Coding region: 60-2423 (787 amino acids)
Biological process (GO): reciprocal meiotic recombination; double-strand break repair via synthesis-dependent strand annealing
Cellular component (GO): nucleus
Molecular function (GO): ATP binding; ATP-dependent chromatin remodeler activity; DNA translocase activity
Source: RefSeq, a predicted model, not a curated record
CAAAAUAAAACGCGUUGUUUUGGUCCGUUUAUUUAUCGAUCCCAGAAAAACCCCCGGUAAUGCGAAAAAGUCUCGUGCCCCAGCGGUGCGUACCGUCAACGUCAGUAAACUCUCCAUUCAAAAGUCCCUUGUCGGCGCAAAAACGGAACCGAGAAUGUCGCAAACGGGACUCGGACAAGGGCAAUGCCAGCCCCCAACCGGCACCAAAGCUAUCGGUAUCCGAGCACGAAAUAAUGAUCAUGAAGAUUCUCAGUCAACCAUUCAAAAUACCCAUCGCCAACUACGUCCCGGAACACUCCACGAGAUGCCUGGGGAUGAAAAGGGCGGCGGCCCGCCGCGCGUUGCACGAUCCGUUCGCUUGCAAUGCGCUGGUCCUGUACAGUCCUCCGGAACUGUCCGAGCACGAUAAGCUGAAGAUGGAUGCGAACAAGAUCCAGGUGCACGUUGUGGUGGAUCCGCUGCUGGGCAACAUAUUGCGUCCCCAUCAACGGGAAGGGGUCCGGUUUAUGUACGAUUGUGUAACCGGCGCAAAAGGAGACUUUAACGGAUGUAUUAUGGCCGAUGAAAUGGGACUUGGUAAAACGCUACAGUGCAUCACGCUACUGUGGACACUUUUGCGCCAAAGUCCUAACUGCAAACCGACCAUUAGCAAGGCUAUCAUCGUGUGUCCGAGCUCGUUGGUAAAAAAUUGGUACAAAGAGUUCGCCAAAUGGUUGGGGUGUCGGGUGAAUUGUCUUGCGAUCGAUGGUGGCUCGAAGGAACACACGACGAAAGAGCUGGAGCAAUACAUGGCCAACCAGAGCCAACGUCAUGGGACACCGGUGCUGAUCAUCAGCUACGAAACGUUCCGCUUGUAUGCUAACAUUUUGAACAACUCCGAAGUGGGUGCGGUCCUAUGCGACGAAGGACAUCGUUUGAAGAACUGUGAGAAUCUCACCUACCAGGCACUGAUGGGAUUGAAGACGAAGCGAAGGGUACUGCUGUCGGGGACACCGAUCCAAAACGAUCUGACAGAGUAUUACAGCCUGUUGCAUUUUGUAAAUCCAGGCAUGCUCGGCACAACAGCUGAAUUUCGGAGACAGUUUGAAAACCCCAUCCUCCGCGGGCAAGAUGCAAAUUCGACCGAUUCCGAGCGUGAAAAAGCUGCUGAGCGCUUGCAGGAGUUGGCGGCGCUGGUCAAUCAAUGCAUGAUACGACGCACGAGCGCCCUGCUCACGAAAUACCUUCCGGUCAAGUUUGAAAUGGUCGUUUGCGUGCGGAUGACUGAGGUGCAGGCGGCGUUGUACAAAAGUUUCCUGCAAUCCGACUCCAUCCGGCGUAGCGUGUUGGAAAAGUCCGAAGUAAAGGCCAGUCUAACGGCCCUUUCGAAUAUUACUUCGUUGAAGAAACUGUGCAAUCAUCCGGAUCUGGUGUACGAGAAGAUCCAGGAGCGUGCGGAUGGGUUUGAAAAUGCGGCCAGCAUACUGCCGGCGAACUACAGCACUCGCGAGCUACGGCCGGAACUCGGUGCGAAACUGAUGCUACUCGAUUGUAUGCUUGCGUCCAUCAAGACCAACACGACGGAUAAAAUCGUACUCGUAUCGAACUACACGCAAACGCUGGAUCUGUUCGAGAAGCUUUGCCGCAAGCGAGGCUACGGGUACGUCCGACUCGACGGUACGAUGACGAUCAAGAAACGUGGCAAGGUGGUGGACGAAUUCAAUCGGCCCGAUUCGAACGAUUUCAUCUUCAUGCUCAGCUCGAAGGCGGGCGGUUGCGGGUUGAAUCUGAUCGGUGCAAAUCGGCUCGUGAUGUUCGACCCGGACUGGAACCCAGCCAACGAUGAGCAGGCAAUGGCACGCGUUUGGCGCGAUGGGCAGAAGAAACCAUGCUACAUCUAUCGGAUGCUCGCGACCGGAUCGAUUGAGGAAAAGAUUUUCCAGCGGCAAACGCACAAGAAAGCCCUCUCGACGACGGUGGUGGACAACAACGAGGAUGGCGAGCGACACUUUACACAGGACGAUCUGAAGGAUCUGUUUAAGCUGGACGAGGGAACACUGUCCGAUACACAUGACAUCUUCAAGUGCAAACGGUGUACGAACAACGUUCAAACGAAGCUUCCACCGGAGGACAGCGACUGCAUGUCGGAUCUCGUGCACUGGUACCAUUGUGCCAACAAUAAGGGCAUCCCGGACGAUAUCCUUUCCAAGUCGUGGGACAUUACUCGGUGUGUCUCGUUCGUGUUUCACCACCGUUCGAAUUCCGCCGUUGUCGAGCAACAGCUGGCCGAACAGAAGCGACAGGAGGCACUCGCGGCCAGAAAAGAAAAGGAGGACGAUGACGCCGGCAAGGAGAAUCGCAGGUACGAUUCCUGUGCGGAGGAGGAGGAAGACGAGGAAGCGCCCGACGACGACGAUGAGAAGGAUAAAGAUUUCGUUUUAUAAUACAUACGGGUUUACGGUCUUGUAAGCUUUUUUUUAUUCUGAAAGGAA